Molecule: messenger RNA, 726 nt
Organism: Ornithodoros turicata
Lineage: Eukaryota; Metazoa; Arthropoda; Arachnida; Ixodida; Argasidae
Product: allergen Arg r 1-like
Exons: 5
Coding region: 88-606 (172 amino acids)
Biological process (GO): symbiont-mediated perturbation of host defenses
Molecular function (GO): amine binding
Source: RefSeq, a predicted model, not a curated record
CAUCUUUUGCACAUUCGACGCAAACAGAUAAAAGGACAGAGAGACGCCGUACUUGCAAGGCGACGGCUCCUGCCAGAAAUCACCAGCAUGGAACAAGCCACAAUUGUUUUUGUUGCUUUUCUACUUGCUGGAGUCACAAGCGCAGAGUAUGUAUGCCCCACCGAAGGUACUACAGAUGCAUGGAAGGGUCUCAGAGAUAUGAAAAUAGGGAGAAUUUAUGUCGCCAAAACAACAGAUAACAACAGGAGAGAGUGCUCGUACCUGCAUACUCCGUAUAAGAGUUAUGGAGACAAACGUGCUCUUCUUAGAUACGGUCAUGAACAAAAAGGCAGAAUGUUAUCGUUAAAGGCAACAGCUCGGGCGUCAGGAAAUACGAUGACUAUCCGAACACCUGAUUUCCGUAAUCUUGGGGACUGGACGGUACUCUUCACCGACUACAAGACGUGCAGCGCGGUAAGGACAAAUAACGACUGUGAACUCUGGGUCCACGGGAGCAUCAUUAGGAGCAACUCAUAUGGCUGCUGUGAAACAAAAUUUCAAAGCUGCCGCGGGAGACGCAACGUCAACUUUCCCUACCAAGGGCGCUGUGACUCCCUUCUGCUGUAAGCAACGUCACAGCGAAGAUACCGCAUGUCGCAAAGAUAUUUCCAAACACAAGAAGUCAUCAAAACUCUGCAAACAAGCACCAGACUUUGGAAUAAAGUGACUAAAUAAUUAUGUGCCACA